This is a messenger RNA of Coregonus clupeaformis (lake whitefish), 1353 nucleotides long. Its product is annotated as rRNA-processing protein UTP23 homolog. The transcript is spliced from 3 exons. Gene Ontology annotation, molecular function: small ribosomal subunit rRNA binding. Bases 335 to 1087 code for a protein of 250 amino acids. Gene Ontology annotation, cellular component: small-subunit processome; nucleolus. Lineage: Eukaryota; Metazoa; Chordata; Actinopteri; Salmoniformes; Salmonidae. The record is from RefSeq and is a predicted model, not a curated record.
CUGGCUUGAGACAGCAACAGAAGUCUUGCUUCUGACGUUCUGUUUCCAGACGGACAUUUUCAGCUGUUACUCAACGGAACAAACGUGUGUUUAUAUUUUUCAUGCUCCUUGAUUUGUAAAUUUGCUCAUAUAUGUGAUUUGUUAUGAAUCCGUGAAUAGUGUGUACUAGUAAACCGAUACUGACGCACAUUUACAGAAUAUAGAUAAUGCUCUCCGAUAUGCAACUGCGUCAAUUUGAGUGAUUUGUGUUGGAUUUUUCAGCAAGUAAUCCUAUCGGACAAGCUCCUUUUAGUACAUUAUUGGGCUAGCUCGCUAGCAAGCUACGUUAGUCACAAUGAAGAUCAGACGACAAAAGCAAGCCAAAAAAACCAUCAAUUUCUACAAACACAACUUCAGUUUUAGGGAGCCCUUUCAAAUUCUGAUCGACGGGACGUUUUGCCAGGCGGCUCUGAAGAAUAAGAUUCAAAUCAAAGAGCAGAUGCCGAAAUACCUCAUGGGGGAGGUGCAACUUUGUACUACAAAUUGUGCGCUGAAGGAACUUGAAUCACUGAAGGACCUCUAUGGUGCCAAACUCAUCCUGCAACGGUAUCAGGUUAGGAACUGCAAGCAUUUCAAGAACCCCGUCUCUGCGUCAGAGUGUCUGCUGUCCAUGAUGGAAGGGACCAAUCCUCACCACUACAUUGUUGCCACACAGGACCAAGAGGUGACAUCAGGCCUGAAGAAGAUCCCAGGCGUGCCUCUCCUGUAUAUCAUCCUCAACACCAUAGUGUUGGACAAACCCAGCCCGUGCUCGGUGAACCAUGUGCAGGCUGUGGCUCUGGGAGAGAUGGUCACCCCAGCUCAGCAGCAGAGCAUUAACAGCCUGAAGGAGGUGCAGGGGAUUGGGCAGGAUGGAGAGCGCCGGGGCAAGAAGCGUAAGAUGAAAAUCUCCAACCCUAACCCGCUCAGCUGCCUGAAGAAGAAGAAGAAAAAACAGACACAGCUGCUUAAGACUGAGGGCGAGAAGAAGAAACGGAGCCGGCGAAGGAAACGCAGCAAGCCAGGGGGAGGGGAGGGUCCAUCCCUCAAACCGACCCUAAACCCCUAGUGGUGGGAAGAGACUUUGUUUUGAGGGCAGGAUAUAAAUGUUUUUUUCCACCAUUCCCAAAGGUUGAACAACUGAAUAUAAGAAAGACUGUACAUAUUUUUUUUAAUAGAUAAUGACCGUUUAGAUCUUUAUUAAACCAAUUUGCUCUGCAUUUGCCAGUUUAAAGGCAUCCCAAUUCAAGUUCCAAAUACAGGUCCCCUGUAGCUCAGUUGGUAGAGCAUGGCGCUUGCAACGCCAGGGUUGUGGGUUAGUUUCCCACGGGGGGC